This is a messenger RNA of Owenia fusiformis, 1322 nucleotides long. NCBI's taxonomy places the organism in Eukaryota, Metazoa, Annelida, Polychaeta, Sabellida, Oweniidae. The record is from the annotation of a GenBank genome assembly.
GAGAUUUUAAGAUCCGUCUUCUUGUAUCUAUCUGCAGUGUACAAAUGGUAUACUGACUGCAACACUAUGGCAGAAAUGAACCACGCCUUCGGCGGAAUGUUUGAUGAUUUCUUUGCUGUUAAAGGAAACCCUACAUUUAUCAAGGACGACCUGGGGGUACCGAUCCCCGUGCACAAGGUAGAUGGAUACAUUUACCCACAGUUCAUAACACCAGCAGUUCACGAAAAUAUGAAAAGUCUGGAAACAAGGCCCGAUGAUGUAUGGUUCUUCUCAUAUCCCAGAUCAGGUCAACAUUGGACUUGGAAUAUUGUGUACAGGCUGACCCACGACCUACAAGAGGCUCCAAAGGGUAUGGAGGAGUUCUGUGUGCCGGAGUUAGUGCCACUAGAUGUCAUAAGUGCAAUACCUUCUCCAAGAAUCAUGAGAACCCACCAGCUACCAAAUACUAUUCCAAAGACAGUAUGGGAUAAGAAGUGUAAAGCUAUCAACAUUGUUCGUCACCCAAAAGAUGCGGCAUAUAGUUUAUUCAAACUCCAAUCGGCACUACUAUACCAUGGUUGCAAUGGGACAUGGGAGGGAUAUCUGCCCCUGUGGCUGAAAGGAGAAGUACCAUGGAAUGAUUGGUUUAGACAUGUGAAAGAAUAUAAAAAACUAGGAGAAAAAGUUGACAUAUUGUUCCUUACCUUUGAAGACAUAAAGAAAGAUACACUUGGUACAAUAAAGAAGAUAGCUGAGUAUUUGGGAGUAAGUUGGAGUGAAGAUGAUUACAAGAGAAUCGUGGAUGAAACACACAUUGAUGCGAUGCUAACUCGCAAUAAAGAAUGGAAUGCCUAUUCAAAAGACGGACAGGAUGCGAUGUUUAGAAAAGGGAAAUUUGGUACAUGGAAAGAACACUUCACUGUGGCACAGAAUGAGCUGUUCAAUAAAGUUUACAAGGAACGGAUGGAAGGAAUGCCAUUCGUUUAUGAUGACUGUUAAACUAUUGAUGGACUUUGUUCAACAUAGACCCUUAGAGGGGCAACGAGGCCUGUAGAGAGAAAAUUCAAAACUUUUACUUUCCUGAGCUAUCAGGACAUACCUAGUUCAAAGCUUCUAUAAAUAUAUUUUGGCCCUGGUCGAUAGUUGAAUCUAAUUGAAUCUAAUCUGCACUAAUUGUUGCACCUUUAAAUUGCAAUAUUACUAGAAACUAUGAAAAACAUUUGUUUUUGCACAUGCUUUUGAAAGUAUGAGAACUUGAGUAUUUCUGAAUAAAAACAUCUCUUAGAUAUUGUGUGAAUAGAUACGUCAAUUUGACAAUAAUAUCCAUAUUAAGAAAAGUGAAU